Aspergillus campestris IBT 28561 is the source of this 1986-nucleotide messenger RNA. RefSeq names its product transcription factor domain-containing protein. Gene Ontology annotation, molecular function: DNA-binding transcription factor activity, RNA polymerase II-specific; RNA polymerase II cis-regulatory region sequence-specific DNA binding; zinc ion binding. The record is from RefSeq and is a predicted model, not a curated record. Lineage: Eukaryota; Fungi; Ascomycota; Eurotiomycetes; Eurotiales; Aspergillaceae. Bases 1 to 1986 code for a protein of 661 amino acids. The transcript has 4 exons. Gene Ontology annotation, biological process: DNA-templated transcription; positive regulation of transcription from RNA polymerase II promoter by galactose. Gene Ontology annotation, cellular component: nucleus.
AUGGGCUAUGCCAACGACCCCCUCCCGUCUACUCCUUGUUGCGUGUGCCGGUUGAAACGGAGAGGAUGUGAUCGAAACCGACCAAGCUGUGGCGGCUGUAAAGCCCGGGGCCUCGAGGAGGACUGCUCGUACAAGCCCUCUGACAUGCCCCCGCCAAUGUAUGGACAUAUCGGCAUCCUUCGUCAGACCGUCCUAACCGUCAAACAUCCGGAGAUCAUCGCGAACGGCGUUGAGACACCCCAGAGCUUGGAUGAGCCUGCCGGCGUUGACCUUAAUGAUGAACAGGUCGAAGUCGAGUCUGUCCAUUCGGACCAGAGCUUCCACACGGCCAAUUUCUCGACAGAGCCCCCGGAGAUGGCAAGUGACUACUCGCGCCUUAGGCAAUUGCAGCGGGUCGUCGGCGAACGGACGGGUGAUAUCAAAGCGGAAGAACCACUGGAGGAUGGCGCCUUUUGCUCCCCGAUCAUGAGUCCUCCCGGAGAGGAUCCAUCAUCUGCCAAAGGCCCGACGCGGCGUGACUUUCCCGUGCAUUUGACCCAGGAGCUGGCAGAUAGCCUCAUACACAUCUACCUCACGCGAGAAUACGCAAACCUGCCUAUAUUUGACCUGGCCCACUUCCGAUCUGCGUAUGAAGCGGCAAAAACCGGGCGAGAGACGGGUUCCUCCACGGACACGUUCCACGGGAUCCUGAAUGUCAUCUUCGCUAUCUCCGGAUGGAACUCUCACCAGAUGGACUUUGCUGAUGUGGACCGCUUCUUCGCCCACGGUAAGAACUUGGCCCCGGGGAUAGUCCAGCCUGGGAACCAAUGGGAGCACAUACAGAGCUCCCUGUUGCAGAGUCAUUACCUGUAUGCUACCGGGAAGCUGCAGUCAGCGUGGUCGGUCAUUGGAUCUACUAUUAGGAUUGCCCAAACUCAAGGAUUACACCUGAAGACAGGGGGACGGGACGUCGUUGAGAGAAGAGAUCGGGACCUGGCCCGAAGGCUCUGGCACAGCGCCAUGAUUAUCGAGCGAAUGCUUGCGCUGCAGCUGGGGAUCCCACCGCAGACCCCCAACCCGCUCCGCGUCCCGUUGCCUAUGCACUCGGACACCGACUACCUCGACGCCAUCUCGGAAAAGCAGCCUCGGGCACAUGCCGAACGGCCAUCCACGAUAGAGUUUCUGACAGCCUGCGCGAGGCUCUACUGCCACGUCGAAGAUAUCAUGGCCUGGGAAGACGAGUCGAGGGUACAGACCAGCGGCUGUGCCUCGAAAAAGAUGUUAUCCCUGGACUUCAGGCUACUAUUCAAAGUGGACAGUUUCCUAUACGACUGGCAGAGAUCUUUGCCAUCAUUCCUCCGAACCGAGACACCAAAUGGCAAUCCAGAGGACCCCCUCGUCCACCGACAACGCAACAUCCUUCGCAUCCGCUACCUGUACCUCAAACUACGACUACACCGACCUCUCCUGAUCCUCGGCCUCGCAUUAAGCCAUACCCACAAUCCUCCCACAGACAGCCAGUCCCACGCACCCGACAGGAACGCCACAUCCCCGGACUCCCCCAUAGCCCUCAGCAUGAUCCGCGACUCAUCAAGCAAAUGCGCCGGCGCAGCCGCCGAGCUCGCCGACCUCCUCUACAAAAACGAAGACGGGCUACUCAACAGCCAACCCGACGCGCUCGGAUCCAACGCCAUCACCCCAUACUGGGAAAACAUCCACUACGCAUACGCCUGCGGGAUAAUCGCCCUCGCGAACCGUCUCUGCGGGCCUGGAAGCACUGACCCGGCGCGAAUCGACAGCCAGGCGAUGGAGACGACCCGCUCGCGCGCUGUCGACCUCCUCGAUCGGUACAGAAAUAUCUGGCCGCAUGGGUCUCUGAAGCGCGGUGCGCAGCGGUGCUGGGAUACGUUGAUGGGGUUGUCGAAGGAUGUUAGGAGGCCGGCUCCGGAGGGUAACUAUUGGGCAUAUCUGUUGAUUCGUCGACGGCGGCUUUCGCAGGCACUUUGA